AUGUCCGUUGACCCCAACAGACGCGCCGCACUCCACUCACAAAUCAAUGGCAGCAAUGCCGGCGAAGUGGCCGAGAUCCUGAUGCUCGUCGAGCAGCACAUUGGCAAGGCCCUCAGUCAUCUCGGCCUGGCGGACGUGUUGGCCUUCGACAGUGGCGGUGAUGUGGAGGCCGGCUUGAAGGUGGUCUACGCGCUGGAGCGGGGCAGUGGCGAGGAGUGGCGGGCGAUGGGACGAUUCCUUCGGCUGGCCUUCAUCUACCGGCUCACCCCUGCUGAUGCGAUGCGGCCCCUCCGUCUGUCGGCUGACGCGCUGCCCACAGCAACAGCCUUUUAUCAGCUGCCACUCAUUAUGGCCCUCUACAAGAUCAUCGGCCAGCAGCUCACACACCACACAGACAGCCUGGCGCUGCAGCCAGCCGACAACAAUGAGAGCCAUCGGAUCGGCUAUGAGUUGUUUCGUGUGGUGCCGUUGGGUGAGCUGCCCGGCGGCCAUCCCACGGCGGGGGACAUAGAGUGAAAGGACAUAUUGUAAAAAUCGAU
This is a messenger RNA of Vitrella brassicaformis, 539 nucleotides long. NCBI's taxonomy places the organism in Eukaryota, Vitrellaceae. The record is from the annotation of a GenBank genome assembly.